Protopterus annectens (West African lungfish) is the source of this 4923-nucleotide messenger RNA. Its product is annotated as SEC14-like protein 5. NCBI's taxonomy places the organism in Eukaryota, Metazoa, Chordata, Ceratodontiformes, Protopteridae. Bases 699 to 2804 code for a protein of 701 amino acids. The record is from RefSeq and is a predicted model, not a curated record. The transcript is spliced from 17 exons. Gene Ontology annotation, cellular component: cytoplasm.
GGAGCUGUCAUCUCGGGUCAGCGCGUGCCACCGUGAGAGUGCUUGGGUGCGCUCUUUGUGCAAUUGCAGGUGGGACAUUAAUAGGGUGAAUGACGCAACGCUGUUACCCGGUGUGGGGAAGUUGUAGUCACCGAAUGCCACUAACUGCAAGGGGGCCUGCCGCAGUAGAGCCGGCAAAUGUUCAGUAGAGACUAGAGAAGAGAAUGUGGCAGCACGUCGCGGCUGGUCUGGAUAGUCAGUAGUGGUCAGCAGGCACUCUUAUCUCCUAUCACUGUUUCACAGGCAGUGCUCAAAACGGAACAUUAAGCUGAAGGGCACUGUCACUCUGAGGUAUUAAUAGCAGCAAUACUUAUCUGUGCUCACGUUCCAUCCGUUUUUGAAAAAAAAUCUACCUUUCAUUCAGGCAACACCACUGUCGGAGCAUCUUUAGUUUGUAAUGGAGCCAUCUGAGGAGAGAAGGUGCUCUGAUCAUUCAAGAGUGCUGCUCCUCCUGCUUCCCACUGUCUUCUAGCGGUGCGAAGACAGAUUCUCAAGCUCCUUUUACUCCCCACUGAAGUUAUGACAAGACGAGCUAUCUGCAGAUGAUGGAUGCAUCUAUUACUGACAAGUUUUCCGGGAAGCCGCUGCAGCCCGAAUGAGACAACUGUACAGUGAAGACUUUCGGCCGGUCCUGUAGUGGUAGCAAGCAGAGAUUGAAAAUGGUGCAAAAAUAUCAGUCACCUGUUCGAGUUUACAAGUACCCCUUUGAGAUGGUGAUGGCGGCAUAUGAAAAGCGAUUCCCAACAUGCCCCCUGAUUCCUGUGUUUCUGGGCAGUGAGAUUCUUAGUGAGUACAAGACAGAGGAUGGAUCGAUUCACAUGGUUGAAAGAUGCUGCAAACUGAAUGUGGAUGCACCAAGGCUGCUAAAAAAAAUUGCUGGUGUUGAAUAUGUCUACUUUAUACAGAAAAAUAGUUUGAACUGGAAAGAGCGGACUUUGUUGAUUGAAGCUCAUAAUGAAACAUUUGCAAAUAGAAUCCUUGUUAAUGAACGGUGCAGCUACAGUGUCCAUCCAGAAAAUGAAGAAUGGACCUGUUUUGAACAGUCUGCCUCCUUAGAUAUUAGGUCCUUUUUUGGUUUUGAAAGCACUGUGGAGAAAAUUGCCAUGAAGCAGUACACAAUGAACAUAAAAAAGGGUAAAGAAGUAAUCGAACACUACCUAAAUGAACUCAUUUCUCAGGGUAUUACCUACAUUCCUCGGUGGACACCCACUAAUGCCAGUACUGUAAAAGAAGCUGUGACAGUAGACAGUGGACCUGUCCAUAUUUUGGUGCAAGAUUCAGACGUGGAGCCAGUAGAGACCUUAGCACAUAGUACUACCAAAGAACCAAUCAGCAGCCAUUGCUGUGGAACAGAGUCAUCUACACCUGAUGCUGAUAAACUGGAUGCAGAUUACAUUGAGCGGUACUUGGGUCAGCUAACACCAAUGCAAGAAAGCUGCCUCAUCCAGCUCAGGCAGUGGCUGCAAGAAACGCACAAGGGCAAGUCAGAAAGUGGUGAAUGGAAACCAGAAAAGAUUCCCAAAGAUGAGCACAUUCUUCGAUUCCUGAGAGCAAGGGACUUCAGUAUUGACAAAGCACGGGAAAUGCUGUGUCAGUCACUAACCUGGCGAAAGCAGCACCAAGUCGACUAUAUCCUGGAAACAUGGAGGCCCCCUCCAGUUUUGGAGGACUAUUAUGCAGGAGGGUGGCACUACCAUGACAAAGAUGGACGUCCACUGUACAUUCUUCGACUUGGACAAAUGGACACAAAAGGAUUGGUGAAAGCCCUGGGAGAAGAAGCUCUCCUUCGUCAUGUGUUAUCAAUUAAUGAAGAAGGGCAGAAAAGAUGUGAAGAAAAUACAAAAGUCUUUGGACGUCCUAUCACCUCCUGGACUUGCUUAGUGGACCUCGAAGGGCUAAAUAUGAGACAUCUGUGGAGACCUGGUGUUAAAGCUCUUCUUCGAAUAAUUGAAGUAGUGGAAGCUAAUUAUCCUGAGACAUUAGGAAGAUUGCUUAUUCUUAGGGCACCUCGGGUGUUUCCUGUUCUGUGGACAUUGGUUAGCCCAUUUAUCAAUGAAAAUACACGUCAGAAAUUUCUCAUUUAUAGUGGCAAUAAUUAUCAAGGACCUGGAGGACUGACUGACUAUCUGGAUAAGGAAAUUAUUCCAGAUUUUCUAGGAGGAGAAUGCUUGUGCAAUGUCUCAGAAGGAGGACUAGUCCCGAAAUCACUGUAUAGGACUGAAGAAGAACUGGAAAACUCAGAUCAUAUCAAAUUGUGGACAGAAACUAUCUAUCAGUCUGCUUUUGUUUUCAAAGGAGCUCCACAUGAGAUUUUAAUUGAAAUCCUAGAGGGAGCAUCAGUGAUUACAUGGGACUUUGACGUCCUGAAAGGUGAUUUAAUAUUCAGCAUAUUCCAUUCCAAACGGGCACCAGAGACAACUCGUAAGGAUCCCUCAGGACCUCCGGGAGCACAACCUGGUGGGAAUAAUGUGCAGCUAAUUGAUAAAAGCUGGGCACUCGGAGUGGAUUACAGCAUGGUGCAGUCUGCACUUGUAUGUCGAGAAGGAGAGAGCAUUCAGGGAUCCCACGUGACUCGUUGGCCUGGAUUUUAUAUCCUGCAGUGGAAAAUGCAUAUGCCUUCCUCCUCUUCUGCAUCCAGCCUGCCUCGUGUAGAUGAUGUCCUUGCAUCACUACAGGUCUCCUCUCACAAAUGCAAAGUCAUGUACUACACGGAAGUGCUUGCCUCAGAGGAGUUUAGGUUUGUGGUCUCUCGAGAGGCUCAAUGACAAGUCUGGAAUCUUGUCACAGUGGAUUCUCUCAGCUUAGUGCUCAGACGACGUCUUCCAGCCAGUCACAAAGUAGCUCUUUGAUUUCCAGAUAAGGAGCAUCACACAUCUUCCAGAAGAUGGUCGAAAUUCAGAGUACAUGUAGUGCAGUUUGCAAAGCUGGGGUCUCCUUGAGUACGGGCACGUGCAGAUGUGGAAGUUUGUAAAUCAGCUUAUACCACAUUUUGAAAAGACAAAUAUGUGACCUGGGGAUUUUUUUAUCAUAACUGAGACUAUUUCCUUGAAAAUUGAUAUUUAGAUAUUUUUCUGAAACAAAGCAAGAUAGCCCCUACUUCAGUGUGUGUUCUAGCAAUAGCAACAAGAACUGUGUAACUUUCAUACUUAUUUCUGUCUUAAGGGCUGAAUGAUGACCGCAGAGUUCCUCUGAAAGAAAAAGCCAUAAAAAAGCUUUCAGAAUAAAACAACUCGAGCUCAGCUGUGGGCAUGUCAUUGUGACACUAAUUAACUAAUGCAGCUGUGGAAGUCUAGAUACACAGUCCAGCAUGGUGUAUGCUUUAGAAACAGUGCAUUGGUGAACUCUGAUUUCGUUUAACUUUUUCUGGCAUGAAAACUAGACUAGCCAUAGAGAAAAGUGAAAGUUGUUUUAAAAAUAGUCAUUUGAUUUUUAAUCUUUAACCUAAAGCACGCUUACUGUACUGUAGCUAAAUUCACAUGUGACUGCGUCUAAUUCCACAUGGUCCUUUCUGAAGCACACAUUUAACCCAUAUAGAAUCUGGGGGUGCAUGAGGUUCUUGCUUUGGAUGUGCUGUUCUGGUACCACAUCACAGUGCUGCUGAGAAUGAGGAUUAUGAUGAUGUGGACAGAUGAAUCGCAUAAAAAGCAAAUGGUAUGUUACACUGAGUCUGCAUGCCAGCGGAUGAGGCAAGAGCUAUGCAUUUUAACUUGUGGCAGGCCAAUGCACCAUCCUCUCAGUUCUCUAACUCUUCCUGGUCACUGGCAUAAUACCUCUUAAAACACUGUGCCCAUUUAUUGUAAGUGUAUGCCUCAGCACAUUUCUACAGAAUUAGAUUCAGCAGCAUGUGAUUUUAGCUAAUGAACUGCAGAAACUAACAGCCAUAGUCUUUAUGUAUGUACGUCUAGAUUUGAGCUUGGGUCGGAAAUGCUCUUUGCUCUUCCUGCCCUGUUAGUAUGCUGGGGGUAGGUAAAGGCAUUUUUGCCCCAGAACAAAGGGCUUCUGAAAAUAACUAGCAAUAAUUUUUACACUGGAAUUUUUAGCAUGGGCGCACUGGAAAGACUGCCUUAUAGUGUUGUGUGUUUUACCUUUUUCAAAUUUAGGAAAUGUAUAUGCUUUUGUAAGUAUUCCUCAUGUAUCUAUUUAUAGGACAUAAGCUUAUAAAAUUCUAAAUAUUUUUUAAUUAUAUUUGAGCACUUUAUUCUAACAUGCCAUGUAAGCAGGCAUUUGGUAAAACCAAUAGUUACUGUUAAUUGCAAUUUGAUGAUGUAGCAUUAGUCCUAAUACUGUAGUUGAUUAUGUGGGUCUGCCCUCCAGGUUUUAGUUUGGUUACAAACAUAGAUGCAAAAUAAAAACCCAGGAACAUAUCAUUAUAGUGAAAACUGAAUCAUUAAAUCCUAUCUGGCAAAAUCUGAUGCACUGAACACGCACAAUUAUUGAACAGAUUUCAUUUUGCAUCAAUACAUAUAUAAAUGUUGAAAUGCAGCAAGCAAGGCAUAAACUCAAUACUGUGUUGAUUGUUUUAGUGGGCAAACCGCUUUGCAUCAUCCAGCUAAUGAAGUAAUCCAACCAGAUAUUUUGUUUACACUAUUGAAUUCAUGGCAAAGAGAAACUACUGCAUCCUCAGUGAUCUCGCGUCAGUGAGCCCAGCUGCUGGAGAAACCAGCAAAGUGGAUGUGAGCGAGUAGCCAAAGGUCAGCUCUCUCAUCUCAGGGUGCUUUAGCCGACUUUAUAGUUUUUCCCUGGUGGAGGUCAGAUGCAUAUGCAGCAAAGUAACUGCUGUGCUAGGUGCUUUGGUCUACCAAGCAGCUUAUAGGUUCAUAGGUAGGUACUAGGCUAUCUGCCCAAAGGCAUUUAUGAGCCUAGCCAGAAUGUAUUGGCUUUCGC